Peromyscus californicus insignis is the source of this 4140-nucleotide messenger RNA. RefSeq names its product CMRF-35-like molecule 4. Bases 295 to 810 code for a protein of 171 amino acids. NCBI's taxonomy places the organism in Eukaryota, Metazoa, Chordata, Mammalia, Rodentia, Cricetidae. Gene Ontology annotation, cellular component: plasma membrane. Gene Ontology annotation, molecular function: transmembrane signaling receptor activity. The transcript is spliced from 2 exons. The record is from RefSeq and is a predicted model, not a curated record.
UCUGCCAGGAGUGGGAAGGUUGUGAAGCCCUUAGCUGAAGACUAGUGGAUAGGUAGCACCCACAAUCCAUGGUCGUGGAUGUGUCCCCUCACUGGGAGUGAUGGGAACUAGUGCCCCUGAGGCCUGGAGCAUCUUCAGAGCACUUCCUGUACCAGUUCAUCUGAAGCCUCUCAGGGGACCAGGAAGCAGAGGACAGAAAGGAGAACUCGGCAUGUGAACACUGAACUGUCUAGAAGGACACGGCCCCUCCUCCUCUUGGGCUUGGUAUGGGCAGGAGACACCAGAGCUGAAGAAAUGACCCCAAGAGUGAUGGGAGUGUGGCUGCCUUCAGCUCUGCUCCUCUUGCAGGUCCCAGGCUGUGUCCCUCUGCGUGGCCCCAGCAAGGUGACAGGCACUGUGGGGGAGUCCCUGAGUGUGCGGUGUCAGUACGAGGAGGAACACAAGAAUAAUGAGAAAUUCUGGUGCAGAGUGUCACUGCUACCACCAUGUAAAGAGAUUGUCAAGACCAGAGCCUCAAAAGAAGCUAGGAAUGGCCGAGUGUCCAUCAGGGACCGUCCAGUCAACCUCACCUUCACAGUGACCUUGGAGAACCUCACCCUGGAGGAUGUAGGCACCUACAAGUGUGGGGUGGACAUGCCACUUUUUGAUGACAGAUCCUCUGUGGGAAUCAAUCCCUCCUUGGGGAUCGAUGAGUCCUUCAAGGUUGUGGUGUCCGUGGUCCCAGGUAAGCUCCCCUCAUGUCAGGGCACCCUGAGUCCAGGCCUGUCAUUCCCUCAUGAAGGAAGGAAGGCAGAUACAAGAGCAUGGUGAGCUUGGUGAAUCAGUGACUCAGGCCACAGGGGGUGUGAGUCCACGUGUACCUUUGUAAGAUCAUGUGUGGUAUGUGUGAUAGUGUAUGUACACCAAUAUAUGUGUGUGCGUGUACACACAGGCACAAUGGGGAACCUGGGUUCUUAGAAACUCUCUUUUCAUUACAUUUACUUAGUUAGUUAGUUAGUUAGUUAGUUAGUUAGUUAGUUAGUUGGAUAGCCCCGGUGUGUGUCAGCCAGAGAACUCGCACUCAGUUCUCUCUCCACAAUGUAUUCCUGGGGCUCAAACUCAGGUCAUCAGGUUUGACAAGGAAGGUCUUUACCAACCAAGCUGUCUCAUCAGCCACUGUUCGAGAUUCUCUGUGUGUUCCAUAUGACAGUCUGAGGCCCAGAGACAUGCCGUAGAUCAGUGGCUCUUUGUGACUUCCUGUCCUCAUAGGAGACAAGUCCUCUCUUCCAGGUCUCACUUGGUCCUGUCCCCAUCUCAUGUGGGAACAGUACCCAGCGUAUCUGCUCCCCUCUUCAAAGGAUGCCCUGGCCUGAAACUGAGUGGACACUUUACUUCCAUGGAGGUCCUGAGGGAGCAGCCUCAUCACAGUGUUUGUGGGUCUUCUGACAGGAACCAGAGACACAAAAAGGAGGGUAGAUUGUGUAUCGGGGUUCUUGAUCCCUGAGGAAUCCAUUCAACUACUCCAAGUUCCCCUGCAUCCCCCUUUCCCAGGAAACAUUUACUGCAGGUAAAACUCAGGGAAUCCCCCAAAAGUGCCCCUUCCCAGGCAGAGGGUGAAGCUGGAUGGAAGACAGUCUCUCAGCUCCUUUGGUCCCAAUGUUCUCCAUGUCUGCAGUCAUUCUCCCCUAAUGGAGCCUCCCUUGUUACAGACUCCUAACUAGUGCAGCAUCUCUUUAAGGGCAGGGUGGUGGAGGGGCUGAAGAGGAUGAACUGCUCUGUUAUUCCCAGUUUUCUCUUUUCUGAGAGAGGUUCUUGUGUAGCCCAGGCUGGCCACAAACUCACUGUGUACCUGGGGUUCAUCUUGAAUGACUGAUCUUCCCGACUCUGCCUCUCUGGCACUGGGAUUACAGGCUCCCAUCCCCACACCCAGCUUCCUGUUCUGGUUCUCAGUUUUGGUUUCCCCCUCAAAAAAACUUCCCUCCAACAUCCUCUGUUGGUUCACAGUGAAGUGGGUGGAACCAAAUCCUGCUGGUGUCUCUAGUUCCCCUCAGUAGAGGCCACUCUCCACAGGGUCCUUCAAGCAUCUGUCUUUCUAGAACUUUCCAUCUGGCCAUUCCUCAGGAAAGACUUCCCAGUGGCCUGUCUAGGUGACAGUGUGGGCAUGAGGGGGCUAGGCAGACAGAGUCCCAUCACUCUGUGUCUGUCCCCAGAAGGAUGGAAGACAAGGAAGCAAAAGGUGUGACUGAGGCCAGAAGGGACCUGGAACCAAGUGUCUUGUCAUUGACACUUAAACUCUCCUCUACAGGAAGACUGGCCUCAAGUUUGAAAGUGCCAACCAGCCCCAAUGCACCAUGGGAAAGGCUGGGAAGGGAAGAGCUGACCAGGACUUGGUGGGGCCAUGGGGCUUGUAGGCUGUCACACAGCUGUCCACCGUGUCCCUAGGGACCUGUGUGCAGCAGAGCUGCAGAGGUUUCAGUGGGGAGGAGAUGGAGUGGAGGUCACUGGGACAGUCUGUGUUUCCAUCCUUAGCUCCAGUCAUAGUCUCUUUACCCAAGAUCAUAGCAAAUAUCCUGGGGUCCCCCACAUCCUCACCAGUGCACACUCAGUCCAGUGUGACCACAGAGGAUACAACUCCUGGUCCCAGCCUACAAGCCCGGUGAGGAACCCUGAGGGCUCUGGAUUGGGGUGGGGGUAAUGCUGGAGGUGGAGGUAGAAGGGUUUGGAUCUCCCUCCUUGGGCAUCUCCUGCAUCUUCCAAUCACACACUGACCUGGGGAGUGUCUUGUGAACAACAGUUGCUCAUCUACAGAUUGGGACACAGCAAUGACACCCAGACCCAGACCUGCUGAGAUGGAGUUAGUUUCCUGUCAAGAGGUUACUACACAAACACACCCAGAGUCUGGGGAGAUGGCUCUGCUGGUAAAGGAUCUGAGUUCGAGCCUCAGCACCUACAUGUCAGGCAUGGUGGCAUACACUUGAAAUACCUGAGCUGUGGAAGUGGAGACAGGAGAAUCCCUGAGACUCACUUUCCAGCCAGCCUAGACUACUUGGCAAGCUCCAGGCCAAUGUGAGAUCCUUUCAGAUAACAAGAUAGAUGCAUCAGGUGUGGUGACUCAUGCCUUUAUUCCAGCACUUGGGAGGCAAAGGCAGGCCAGUCUAAGAGAUGAAACUCAGCCUGGACUUCAUAACAAAUUUCAUUCUAGCCAGAGCUGCAUAGUGAGACCUGUUCCAACACCAACAUAACAAGUUGAUGAUUCUUGAGGAAUGACACCCAAGGGUAUCCUCUGGAAUCCACGUUCAUGCACAUACAUGUGCACCUACAUACACACAUAUGAACACACACACACACACACACACACACACACACACACACACACACACCGGUAAAUUAAUUAAUUGAUGAAAAUAAAUACAGUCACCGGUUUGUUGUGACACAAGGCUUUAACACCAGUACUUGGGAGAACAAGGCAGGUGGAUCUCUGUGAGUUGAAGGCCAUCCUGGUCUACAUAGUGAGUUCCAGGACAGCCUGGGCUACAUAAAGAAGAGACCCUUCCCCCUAUCUUCCAGAAAACCAACCAACCAAAAAACAAACAAACAAACAAACAAACACAUAAAUAAAUAACAAAGAAGAGCCACCAGGAGAAAAUAGGGGAACUCAGUUUAGAAGAGAGUUGGGGUCUGGGUGGAGGAGGCAGCGCCUGCCUGGAUAGAGGCCUUAGGAGUGGAGGUCCAUGGACAGAUUAAGUCAGACCCACAGUUCCAGGCUACUUCUUGGGAUAUCAGUCACACUGGUCAUCAGGCAGGGUUCCUUGUCCUCAUCCCUGAAAAGAGCACCUUGGACACACACCUGGGUAAAGAGACCGACACACAGUGUAGGACACCAUCACCACCUUCUGGGAAAUGAGCUUAUUGUGACCUUGUCCCCACAGGCCCCUGCUGAGUAGCAUCUACUUCCAGGUCCUGGUCUUUCUGGAGGUGCCCCUGCUCCUGAGCAUGCUCAGUGCAGUCCUCUGGGUGAACAGGCUUCAGCGGUGCUCUGGGGCGAAGCAACACUGUCCCGAUUAUGAGAAUCAGUGAGGUCUGUUGACGUCGAAGCCCUGUCCAUGACCCUGGACACAGCUCUUCUGGUGGCAGAGGACAACAAAUAAAUCUGUGUUUCUG